Molecule: messenger RNA, 1818 nt
Organism: Durotheca rogersii
Lineage: Eukaryota; Fungi; Ascomycota; Sordariomycetes; Xylariales; Xylariaceae
Exons: 8
Coding region: 487-1818 (443 amino acids)
Source: RefSeq, a predicted model, not a curated record
ACGUCAGCACUCGCUUCAGUACGCUUGCAUAAGCCAUCGCACAUCUCUGCGUAUUAACGCGGUAACAACCGAGGUGUGGGCUGGUGGGUGUGUACUCUACUGGGCAGAGGACCGGGUGCGCCAUUUUCUCUAUUCGAUGAGGAGAAACAGCAGGCUGGAUAUGUGACAUAAUACUCCAAAUGCAUGGACAGACCGGCACAACAUAACUGGCUGCUUAAUGUAGCAUCUAUGCACUGCUGCCCAAGAGAUGAAACAAUCGUUAGAUGUGAGGCUCUAUGGGCAAUGGCGGCUAGUGUCCCAUUUUGUUGCAAAAAUGGAGAGGUGACCAAGACUUUAGGACUUGAGCCCAGGAGACAAAGGUUGCACGAUGAUGUGCAUUUCCCUGCCUCAUUAUUGUUUUCUACUACCAGCACACCCAUGGUUUUCAUAGUAGGGGCCAGGAAGUGCUAAUAUUAGCCCCCAAAUCACACCCAGUGAUAACCGGAAAUGGACUGGCCUCGUGCAGAGGGGCCAUUCAACGAUAAUGAUUUCAGGAACUUCAAGUACACAGAAAGAGGAUUUAAGAUCAUCUGGAAACAGCUAUCAGACAGGAACCAGAAACCUGUAAUAUGUUGGGACAUCAAGUCCUCUCAGCAUCUUAAGGGAUGGAUUGCGGAGAAUAGGGACUUCAUAAAUGGGGACUGCAAAGAUGGAAUAUUUGCUGUCCGAGCCGCAGAUGGAGAGGUUUACCGUUCUCAUCCGUCGUAUCUCCCGGUCUUGGUAGAAGCAUUCGGCCAGUUGAUCGAGCUGUUCCACAUCAGCCCUAUGAUUGUUCGAGCAAUUCGUCGAGAAAUCGCGAACUUUUCUCGGAAGUCCGUUCGCUCCGCAGAUCCCCCCGGGAAUAGAAUAGUGUAUACCGCUAGAAUGAGUUCGACAUGGCCAAACGAUAUCGCCAUGUCGUCGACGUAUAUCGUCCACAAGAAGCUGAGCAUGUCUGUCUUCUACGGCUGUACUGAUAAACAGUCAGAAGGUAUCAGAGAUAUGCUGGCCAAUGCAGGGCCGUUCGCCUGUCACCCUAUGCUAGCGGCGGGAAUAUUAGCUGAACUCGACUUCAGACGCCUUUCAGAGCAGGCAGAUACCAAUACCGAUGAUUUUGUCUCAAGCAAGGAAGGGCUUGGCGGUGCGCCCAGAGACCCAGGGACGCUAUUGAACCGGGAUGGCGAGGAAUAUCAGCAGCUCAUGGACCUCUAUGACAGUGGCAGGACGCUAAUUAGGGGCAUUCGGGUGGUCAAACAGCAGAUCUCGAAAAUGAUUCAACACACCCACGAGCUUGAGAAGGUACAUGCGAAAAUCAAGGCCAAGAAGAUAACCUCGACAAAACUGGCCCCUAGGUUUGAUGUGCAUUCGAAUAUGGAACUACAGAUCCGCGAGCGGCUCCUCGAAAUGCUGGCCGAGUACGACCAGAAGAUGGACCAGUGCGAUCAGACGUUGGAUAUGCUGAACUUCAGCACACAAGUGGUGUCGGGCCACGUCGCGAGGCACCAGACGGCUGCGAGCGAGCGCAUAGCGAUGGAGACGAAGAGGGAUAACAAGCAGAUGAAGUCGAUCGCACUCAUGACUAUGGUGUUCCUCCCCCUAACGACCGUUGCGGCCGUCUUUUCUAUGGACGUGUUCGACUGGCGGGCGACGGGGUUCAACAACGUGGUGACCCCCUAUUUCUGGGUGUACUUGGGCAUCGCGGGCAUCCUCACCGUCACAAUUGUCGGCAUAUGGUGGGCGCUGACCCGGGACCCUCGCAGGCGUCGCUCUCUGAAACUCGAUCUGGAGAAAGCCGAAUAA